AUAGGUGAACAAUUUGCUGUGACGCUGCCAUUUGGAUUUGGAUUUGGACCCUUGUGUCUCCUUGGAAUGUAAUCCUCAAACAUAACAAAAGCAAAGAAUAACGCAAGUGCUAUUGGGCGGACGGUUGAGCACAAAACGCAAACAAAAUAAAAAGUGCAAAUUAUUAUAUGUGCGUGCGUGUGCGUGCGCGGCGGAGACAACAAUCGAUGUGCCACACACAUUGCAUGUUUACAAACACAACGACAAAUACUCGGGUUCGCCAAAAAAAAAACUAAAAGAAUUGCAGCGAAAAAGACAAGCAAAAAAAUACAUGCAAUACAAAAUUGCAAGCAACACGCAGCAAGCAGAGAGCAAACAGCAAACAGUCAAAACGAGACACACAAAGUGUAAAUAAUAGUGCAAAGUAAGCGCAAGCAAAACUCCCUGUUUUUUUUUUUGUUGGUGGCCAGUGGCGCCCUCUAGCGAGGAGGCUCUUGGUUGGCUGGUAAGCAGAAGCCGAAGCAGAGGCUGAAGAAGUUAAGCUGCCUCAGUCUCGCUGCCUCUGCCGCUGCCGCAGCCACUGCCUGGCCGUAUGUGGCGUUGGCGGCCCUUCUUGGCCAGGUGUCGCUCAGGCGUGCUCAGUGAAUCCUCAAGUGGUUUCGUGACCUCAUCGACUGCUGUCAACAACAAGAACAACAACAGGAACAACAACAACAACAAUAAUAAUAAUAAUAAUAUCAAGUGUGUGGCGCCUCAUCAACCUAUCAAUUAGCUUGCAUUACACUCGUCUCUUGCUCACGCUCACGCAGGCGGAAGACAACAGCUGCCACAGUUUAGGCUACGCCGCAGCAGCAGCGCUGCCAGCAGCCAUAAGUUGCAUGCCACAGGAGUCGAGGCGACAGCAGCACAGGAGUCGUAAAGCAUAGUCAAUAUGGAUGGGGAGCGGCGACGUCGAGCGACGACGCUGGAGCGCGAGAUGCGCGAUCCGACGAGCAUCUGCAACGUGGACUGCCUGCUGGACACGGUGUCGGCGCUGGUCAGCGAUUGCGAUCACGAUUCGCUGAAGCGUCUCAAGAACAUUGAGCAGUAUGCCUACAAAUAUAAACCGCUGGCGCAGCGCAUUAAUCAGCUGCGCAUGAAUGUGGAUGACUUUGAUUUCAUCAAACUGAUCGGAGCGGGCGCCUUUGGCGAAGUGCAGCUGGUGCGUCACAAAUCCUCACGUCACGUCUACGCGAUGAAACGUCUCUCGAAAUUCGAGAUGAUGAAGCGACCCGAUUCCGCCUUCUUCUGGGAGGAACGUCACAUCAUGGCGCACGCCAACUCCGAGUGGAUUGUCCAGCUGCACUUUGCCUUCCAGGACAGCAAAUAUCUGUACAUGGUGAUGGACUUUAUGCCCGGCGGCGACAUCGUAUCGCUGAUGGGCGACUACGAGAUACCGGAGAAGUGGGCCAUCUUCUAUACGAUGGAAGUGGUGCUCGCCUUGGACACCAUACACAACAUGGGCUUCGUGCAUCGCGACGUCAAGCCGGAUAACAUGCUGUUGGACAGCUAUGGCCAUCUGAAGCUAGCCGAUUUCGGCACCUGUAUGCGCAUGGGCGCCAACGGUCAGGUGGUGUCCAGCAAUGCGGUCGGCACUCCCGACUACAUCAGUCCCGAAGUGCUCCAAUCCCAGGGCGUUGACAACGAGUACGGCAGGGAGUGCGAUUGGUGGUCAGUGGGCAUAUUCCUCUACGAGAUGCUGGUGGGCGAGACGCCCUUCUAUGCGGACUCGCUGGUGGGCACGUACGGCAAGAUCAUGGAUCACAAGAACUCGCUGAGUUUCCCACCGGAGGUGGAGAUCAGCGAGCAGGCGAAAGCGUUGAUACGCGCCUUCCUCACCGAUCGGACACAGCGUCUGGGUCGCUAUGGCAUCGAGGACAUCAAGGCGCAUCCGUUCUUUCGCAACGACACCUGGUCCUUUGACAACAUACGCGAGAGUGUCCCGCCCGUGGUCCCCGAGCUGACGUCCGACGAUGAUACGCGCAAUUUCGAGGACAUCGAACGCGAUGAGAAACCCGAAGAGAUGUUUCCCGUGCCCAAGAGUUUCGAUGGCAAUCAUUUGCCCUUCAUCGGGUUCACCUACACGGGCGACUAUCAGCUGCUCUCCAGCGACACCGUCGACGCCGAGUCCAAGGAGGCGCAGUCGGUGAACAGCAGCAGCAACAGCAGCGGCAACGCGGCGAACAACAAUCACGGCCACAAUCACAGUCGCCAUCGACCCUCGAAUUCCAAUGAGCUGAAGCGUCUCGAGGCGCUCCUGGAGCGGGAACGCGCUCGGGCCGAGCAGCUGGAGCAGCAGGACACGAGUCUGCGGCAACAGAUGGAGCUGAGUACGAAACGCGAGGCGGAACUUCAGCGCAUCGCCACCGAAUACGAGAAGGAUUUGGCUUUGAGACAGCACAACUACAAAGUCGCCAUGCAGAAGGUCGAGGUGGAGAUUGAGCUGCGCAAGAAGGCCGAAGCACAGAUGGUGGAGACACAGCGGAAGCUGGAGAACGAACAGAAGACGCGCACACGCGAUCUGAACAUCAACGAGAAGGUGCUGACGCUGGAGAAGCAAUUGCAUGACAUGGAGCUCAGUUUCAAGAGCGAAACGGAGCACACACAGAAGCUGAAGAAGCAGAAUGCGGAGCUUGGGUUCACGCUGAAGACGCACGAGGAGAAGGUGCGUGACAUGUGCGAGAUGAUCGAUACGCUGCAGAAGCACAAGGAGGAACUCGGCCAGGAGAAUGCCGAACUCCAGGCGCAAAUGGUGCAGGAGAAGAAUCUCCGUUCGCAGCUCAAGGAGCUGCACAAGGAGGCCGAGAACAAAAUGCAAACGCUGGCCAACGAUCACGAGCGCACGUUGUCCCGCGAACAGAAGGCGCAGGAGGACAAUCGGGCGCUGCUCGAGAAGAUCAGCGAACUGGAGAAGACGCACGCGAGUCUCGACUUUGAGCUGAAGGCCGCCCAGGGUCGCUAUCAGCAGGAGGUGAAGGCGCAUCAGGAGACGGAGAAGUCGCGUCUGGUGUCCCGCGAGGAGGCCAAUCUCCAGGAGGUGAAGGCCCUGCAAUCGAAGCUCAACGAGGAGAAGUCGGCGCGCAUCAAAGCGGAUCAGAACUCGCAGGAGAAGGAGCGACAGCUGAGCAUGCUGUCGGUGGACUAUCGCCAAAUACAGCUGCGUCUGCAGAAGCUCGAGGGCGAGUGCCGUCAGGAGUCGGAGAAGGUGGCGGCUCUGCAAUCGCAGCUGGAUCAGGAGCACAGCAAACGCAACGCGUUGCUCUCCGAACUGAGUCUGUACAGCUCGGAGGUGGCGCAUUUACGCUCCCGGGAGAAUCAACUGCAAAAGGAGCUCGCUGCCCAGCGGGAGGCGAAGCGACGCUUCGAGGAGGAUCUGGCACAGCUGAAGAGCACGCAUCACGAGGCGUUGGCCAACAAUCGGGAGCUGCAGGCGCAACUCGAGGCGGAGCAAUGCUUCUCGCGCCUUUACAAGACGCAGGCGAACGAGAAUCGCGAGGAGAGCGCCGAGCGUCUGGCCAAGAUCGAGGAUCUAGAGGAGGAGCGCGUCUCGCUCAAGCAUCAAGUGCAAGUGGCGGUCGCAAGAGCCGACUCGGAGGCCCUGGCACGCUCCAUUGCCGAGGAGACGGUCGCGGAUCUGGAGAAGGAGAAGACGAUCAAGGAACUGGAGCUCAAGGACUUUAUCAUGAAGCAUCGCAACGAGAUCAACGUGAAGGAGGCGACACUCGCCACACUCAAGGAGGCCGAAUCGGAGUUGCACAAGAAGCUCACGCUCAAGGCCAACGAAUGCGACGAGCUGCAGCAGCAGCACAAGAAACAGCUCGACGAGCUGCAGCAACAGCGUGCCGCCAAGGACGAGGAGAUCGCCAAGCUGGGCGAGAAGUGCAAGAACGAGGUGCUACUCAAGCAGACCGCCGUCAACAAGCUGGCCGAGGUGAUGAAUCGUCGCGACUCGGACUGGCAAAAACAAAAGAGCAAGGCCCGCUCCACGGCCGAGUUACGCAAGAAGGAGAAGGAGAUGCGCCGAUUGCAGCAGGAGUUGUCGCAGGAGCGCGACAAGUACAAUCAGCUGUUGCUCAAGCAUCAGGAUCUGCAGCAGCAGGCCGUCGAGGAUCAGCAGCUCAAGCAGAAGAUGUUCAUGGAGAUCGAUUGCAAAGCCACCGAGAUCGAGCAUCUGCAGAGCAAACUCAACGAGACCGCCUCCCUCUCGUCUGCCGACAACGAUCCCGAGGAUAGUCAGCACUCCUCUCUGCUCUCACUCACACAGGACUCGGUCUUCGAGGGCUGGUUGAGCGUGCCCAAUAAGCAGAAUCGAAGACGCGGCCAGAGCUGGAAGCGCCAAUAUGUGAUUGUCUCGUCGCGCAAAAUCAUCUUCUACAAUUCGGAAUUCGACAAGCACAAUACAACAGAUGCUGUGCUCAUACUCGAUCUUAGCAAAGUGUAUCACGUGCGCAGUGUAACCCAAGGCGAUGUGAUUCGCGCCGAUGCCAAAGAGAUUCCGCGCAUCUUCCAAUUGCUGUACGCCGGCGAGGGCGCCUCGCAUCGUCCCGACGAGCAGCUGGACUCGACGCUGCUUGGCAGCGGCAACGAGGAGCGUCCCGGCACCAUAAUACACAAAGGUCAUGAGUUUGUCCAGAUCACAUACCAUAUGCCAACGGCCUGUGAGGUGUGCACCAAGCAGCUGUGGCACGUGUUUAAGCCGCCGGCGGCAUACGAAUGCAAGAGAUGCCGCAACAAGAUCCACAAGGAGCACGUGGACAAGCACGAUCCGUUGGCGCCGUGCAAGCUCAAUCAUGAUCCGCGCAGUGCACGCGAUAUGCUGCUGUUGGCUGCCACGCCCGAGGAGCAAUCGCUGUGGGUGGCGCGACUGCUCAAGCGUAUCCAGAAGAGUGGAUACAAGCCCAACUCGUCGAACAACAACAGCACCGAUGGCAGCAAAAUCUCCCCCAGCCAAUCGACGCGUUCCGCCUACAAACCCUACGCGGCGAUUGUCCAACGCUCCGCCACGCUGCCGGCGAACUCUUCGCUCAAGCAAUGAACAGCAGCGAGUUCUCCUCCAACGAGUUGAGAAGUGAAGUGAAGUGAAGAUGAUGAUGAGAAGAUGAAGAGUUUGGUUGAAAGGGUGCGCAAAAGAAGAUGAAGAUGGAGAAGAAGAUGAAGCGGAAGCGAAAGCUGUUGGAGCUGAAAUUGGGAGAUUGUAUCUAAUGUUUAUACUUACUACUUACCGAGUAUCGAGUCGAAAGAGAGAGAGUGAGAGAGAGUAUCAACUACUAAAAUGAUUAUGAUUACUUAAUUUUUAACAUGCAUACAACAACUACUACUACCAUCUAUCAAUCAAUCAAUCAAUCGAUCGAUCUACCUAUACUAUAUCUAUCCUAUAUACUAUAUACACAUCUAUAUAUACAUAUAUAUAUUUUUUGAUUAAUUUACACAUAUGAGAAAGAGAGAGAGAGAGCAAUGUCAACUCGUUGGACGCUUUAUUAACCCAAUCAAUCAAUCAAUCACUCAAUCAAUCAGUCAGUCAGUCAACUAAUUGCUUAAAUGGCAACGUCAAAUGGCAACACUUCCACAACAAUGCCUCGAAAAGAAGAAUUGAAAAUGAAAAAAGAAAAGAGAAAAGAAAGAAAUAAGAUAACCGAGUUCUCUAUUAUAUAAUGCAUAGGUUCGUAAUGUAGUAAUCUAAUUGUACUUAUUGUAUACCCCCUAAUACACUAUAUCAUAUAUACCAUAUAUAACAAAAAACAUACUUAGAGCUCUGCCUAUCCAAUGUAUAUGUAAAGAACGGUAAACAAUUGCAGAUUUACAGUUAGAGAUACACUUACUUAGGUAUUAACGAAUUGUAUUGCAUUUUGAUUUGUGUUUGGGUCCCCAACAAACAUCGUCAACAACAACAACAACAAGGUGAAGAAGAAAAACGCAGAUGUAUAACGAGUAAUAUAUUUUUUUUUGACUAGCUCUUAAGCAAACCCAAAGGCAAACACGCAAAGCAUUCAAAGUAACGAGUAACAAUGUAACGAAUAAAAUGUAACGAGUAACGAAUGACGCAUUGCGAAAAAAAAAACAACGUCACGUCAAGUUAACGAAUCGAAAUAACGCGCUGUAAUUAUGUAAAUCUAUAAGAAUCGAUCGCAUAUAGAUAUAUAUAUAUUUCCAUAUCUAUCAUACUGUAUACAUAUAUAUGAUGCGUGAUGCGUAUGUAUUGUAGUUUGUGCCUUGCAUUUUGCAUUAGUGUUGUAGCGAAUAUCAUCGGCCAAAUUAUUUGUUGUUCUUAUGAUGUAAGAAGAUAAAGAAGAUGAAGAUGAAGGGGAAGGGGGGCAUCUCCACUAUAUACUACUACAUAGUACAGAUUUAGAUGCCUUGUAAUACACCCUGUAAUAAUAUCAUAGAUAAGUGAACCUAAGUCCAAGUCCAAGUCGCAUGGCAGCUAAAAAAUAAGUAACGAAAACGAAACCUUCUCAAUUUCAAAAUAUUCCAUUUGAAGAACUUACAUUUCAAGCAUAUUCUAGGCUAACAUAUCCACAUAGUGUGAUCGGUCAGUCUUCAGUCUUCCCUUUCCCCAAUAUAUAUAUCUAGAAUUCCUCCUGAUUUGCUGGUGAACUCUUUUUGUUGAUAUUUAAAGUUUUAUUUUGUGAGAGAAUCGCUAUGCUAGAAGCGAAGAUUGUAGCCUGAUCUUUCAACAGAAAUUAUAACAAAAGUAUAGUCCACAUAUCACAGCAGUUACUUAAGCGAGUAAGCAAGAAGCAAAGCUGUCAGAGUGAGUGAGAGUGAGAGAGAGAGCAAGUCAGGGAGUUAUGAACAGAGAGAAUAAAGAAGAUGAAGACGAUAAAAA
Messenger RNA from Drosophila sulfurigaster albostrigata, 6844 nucleotides. RefSeq names its product rho-associated protein kinase 1. Gene Ontology annotation, cellular component: cytoplasm; cytoskeleton. Lineage: Eukaryota; Metazoa; Arthropoda; Insecta; Diptera; Drosophilidae. Bases 911 to 5053 code for a protein of 1380 amino acids. The record is from RefSeq and is a predicted model, not a curated record. Gene Ontology annotation, biological process: mitotic cytokinesis; cortical actin cytoskeleton organization; regulation of cell junction assembly. Gene Ontology annotation, molecular function: Rho-dependent protein serine/threonine kinase activity; ATP binding; small GTPase binding. The transcript has 11 exons.